Molecule: messenger RNA, 942 nt
Organism: Trichobilharzia szidati
Lineage: Eukaryota; Metazoa; Platyhelminthes; Trematoda; Strigeidida; Schistosomatidae
Source: the annotation of a GenBank genome assembly
AUGAUGAAUGUUCAACGUUGGAUUAACAGUAUUCCAUCUGAUUUACCAUCAUGGAUACAAGUAUCGCACGAUAAAAUAAUCCCUGUCAAAAAUCCACAUCAGUGUUUUUCUGAAAUAGAAGAUCCAAGUGUAUAUGAACAUGCAGAUUCAUUGGAUCCAGCUUUACAUAAUGAUAUUUUAGACUGUAGUAAUACUACUAUUGUUGAUAAUGUACACAGAGAAGUAAAUCCCUCUGGUCAAAAUAUGAAAUAUUUCGAUAAACGAAAUAAUCAUUCAUCGAAUCCUACACAAACCACCACCACCACUUCAUUAGGAUUGAAUCAUCGUGGUGUAUCAACUGGUACACAUGGUGUUCAACCACCUCCUGCACUGCCCUCUCAAUUAUCUUCAUCUGCUCAACAUGGGAGUACUUCAAAUAUGAAUACUUCAUUAGGUCUAGUUGGUUCACAAUUUCCAAAUGUUUCCAGUGGUAAUUCUAUGAACUCUCAUCGGAAUUUACUUACACCUAUGAAAAAUUAUCAGUCAAGUCAAGAAAUUGGAAUAUCGAAUCAUAAUCAGCCUCAUCAUUUACCUUAUUGUAUAGAAAAUGAUCCAAAUGAAGGGGGGAAUUAUUCAUCUAGGCAUAGAGUUGAAUGUGAAAACAAUAAUGACUACCAAAAUAAUAAUAACAAUAAUAAUAAUAAUAAUUCGAACAAUACUCAACAAAAUCAAACCGGAGGUUCCGUGAAAUCAAAUGGCCGAUUGUUUAGUGACACAGAAAUUCAGAUGAUAGUUAAACUAUUUCAAGAUUAUUUCACCAAAGGUAGUUGUCCAAUGCUAAAAGAAGUUAGACUUCGUAUUAUGAACAAUUUCUUAGAAUCUACGCGUACUCCAAUAGGCAUACGUGCAAAAAUUAAACGUCUACAAAAAACCGGUCAAUGGACAGAAUAUAUUACUGCUUGA